This is a messenger RNA of Bursaphelenchus xylophilus (pine wood nematode), 429 nucleotides long. The record is from the annotation of a GenBank genome assembly. Lineage: Eukaryota; Metazoa; Nematoda; Chromadorea; Rhabditida; Aphelenchoididae.
AUGUCUCGAUUUUAUGUAUUUUUUGUUUUGGCGUUUUCGAUCUGUUGUUUGGUCGCUGCUGAAAUCCCAGAACAUGAGCUGAUCAAAAACGAAUUGGGUUGGAAACCUCUUUGCAGUACUUGUAAGAGUCUGUUUACUACUCUAAAGGAGGAACUUCAUGAUGGAAUUGGCAUGACCAAAGAGAAAUUGACUCAAAAACUGAAGGUAGGUGAUCAAAGAAAGCUUUGAUUACAAAGUAGGCGAUUUCUUUGCCUCGUGACUAAAAUUGCAUCCCUCCAGGAAGUUUGCAAAAGAGUUGGUGGUACUAUGAUGGGCAAGGUUUGCCGGGAAAUAACCAAACAAGCCAUCGAUACUCUCUACGAUUACAUUGAAAAUGUGGACAAGAAGAUUGAUCCUCAAGAUUGUUGUGAAACUAUUUAUUUAUGCUAA